ACAAAAAAACCCACAUCACACCAAAACACCUCUCUAAAAUAUAUCUAUUUUUCUUCCUCACCAUCUCCAUCUCCAUCUUCAUCUUCAUCUUCAACCAUGGCCACUGGUCUGGACUUCUGUCAAGACCUCCCAAAUCCGAGAUUCCUCACCAUCAAAAUCUCAACCCCAAAAGCCCAACAACCAUUAUCUCUCCAUGACCAUGAUGCUCUCGAUGAGGUCGCUCACGGCUGCCGCACGCCAACAUCCAAAGAGCACAAAAUUCCCACGGUUGUUACAUGCCCGCCUGCACCUCGAAAGCCGGCCAGACGGGCGGCUUCCUCAUGCAAGAGGAAGCUGCAAUUCUUCGAGACGGCGAACCAGGAUGAGGUCGAGGACUUUUUCAGAUCGAGCUUUUUGAGUAAUUCUCGUGCCAAGAGGAGCUGCCCCUGUACAUAAACAAAGCUUCCACCGGUGCCAAUUCAAUUGAACGGGAACGGAACGGAGUAUUAAUUACUACACCGUUUUUCUUCUUCUUCUUCUUUCAUAGUUUUUGGUUUCUGGGUUUAUAUAUAUAUGGGAUUUGUAUGGUCCAAAACGUGAAAAUUACGUUGAUAUAAUUUGUAUUACACGGUGGCUGAUAAAUUUAUGCCGGUCGGUUGGGGAAGAAGAGAGAAUUUCCAGGUUAUAUAUUCAGAGAAUUGGAUCUGAAUUAUAUAAAUUUGUAUGCCCUUCAUCAAUGUUCAUGAGAGCAUGAAUUACAUUCCUCCAUAACCAAUUGGUUUGUUUUGUUUGUACAUGUUCUUUCUUCA
Messenger RNA from Prunus mume (Japanese apricot), 788 nucleotides. It is a transcript of the gene SIM, whose product is annotated as cyclin-dependent protein kinase inhibitor. Gene Ontology annotation, biological process: regulation of DNA endoreduplication. Lineage: Eukaryota; Viridiplantae; Streptophyta; Magnoliopsida; Rosales; Rosaceae. The record is from RefSeq and is a predicted model, not a curated record.